AUGCCACCUCGGACAUCGAAAGAGACGGGUAGUUCAAAAGCUAGUGGAUCCAAACAAGACGGCGCGAAGAAGCCAAAGUCGUCCAGCAGUGGUGGCUUGAAGAAGAAGAAAUUGACGCCAUUCAAUAAAUUCAUUAAGCAAGAAUUGACUCGUUUGAAGGAGGCGGAGCCAGAUAUCAGUCAUCAAGAAAGGUUCAAACUUGCGACUGCCAAUUGGAAAACAGCUCCAGAAAACCCAAGGCGGGAGACCGAUUAA
This is a messenger RNA of Marasmius oreades (fairy-ring Marasmius), 255 nucleotides long. RefSeq lists its product as uncharacterized. Bases 1 to 255 code for a protein of 84 amino acids. The transcript is spliced from 4 exons. Gene Ontology annotation, biological process: multicellular organism development. NCBI's taxonomy places the organism in Eukaryota, Fungi, Basidiomycota, Agaricomycetes, Agaricales, Marasmiaceae. The record is from RefSeq and is a predicted model, not a curated record.